UAUAUUUUAAAAAUCUUUCAAAACAGAAACAAAAGGAAGUCAUGGAGAAGAAUGGAAGCAAACACAAACUUCGUGUUUGUGUCGCUACUUGCAAUCGGGCUGAUUAUUCAAAAUUAGCUCCCAUUAUGUUUGGUAUUAAGGCAGAACCACAGUUCUUUGAGCUUGAUGUUGUAGUUCUUGGUUCCCAUCUGAUUGAUGAUUAUGGUAACACCUAUCGCAUGAUUGAACAGGAUGACUUUGACAUUCAUACAAGGUUGCACACUAUUGUGAGAGGCGAGGAUGAGGCAGCCAUGGUGGAGUCAGUGGGCCUUGCAUUGGUGAAGUUACCAGAUGUCCUGAAACGCUUGAAACCCGACAUAAUGAUAGUGCAUGGUGACAGAUUCGAUGCUUUGGCACUGGCCACUUCUGCAGCCCUGAUGAAUAUUCGCAUUCUUCACAUUGAAGGUGGGGAAGUCAGUGGCACCAUUGACGACUCUAUCAGACACGCAAUCACCAAACUGGCCCAUUACCACGUGUGCUGCACAAGGAGCGCAGAGCAGCAUUUGAUAGCCAUGUGUGAAGACCACGAUCGCAUCCUUUUAGCGGGAUGCCCCUCAUAUGACAAGCUUCUCUCUGCCAAAAAUAAGGACUACAUGAGUAUUAUGCGCAUGUGGCUAGGUGAAGAUGUCAAACCCAGAGAUUAUAUAGUUGCUCUGCAGCAUCCUGUGACCACAGACAUUAAGCAUUCCAUAAAGAUGUUUGAGCUGACGCUAGAUGCACUCAUCUCCUUCAACAAGAGAACGCUUGUUCUAUUCCCCAACGUGGAUGCAGGAAGCAAGGAGAUGGUUCGGGUGAUGAGGAAGAAGGGCAUUGAACACCAUCCCAAUUUUCGAGCAGUAAAGCAUGUUCCAUUUGACCAGUUCAUUCAGCUAGUGGCGCAUGCUGGUUGUAUGAUCGGGAACAGCAGCUGUGGUGUCAGAGAGGUGGGAGCAUUUGGUACGCCUGUCAUCAACUUGGGGACGCGUCAGACUGGAAGAGAAACAGGUGAAAAUGUUCUUCACGUUCGUGAUGCUGACACACAGGAUAAGAUUCUGCAUGCUCUGCAGCUUCAGUUUGGUAAACAGUAUCCAUGCUCAAAAAUAUAUGGAGAUGGUAAUGCCGUUCCAAGAAUUCUGAAGUUCCUCAAAUCUAUUGACCUCGAAGAGCCACUGCAAAAGAAAUUCUGUUUUCCUCCUGUCAAAGACAAUAUCUCUCAAGAUAUCGACCAUAUUCUAGAGACACAGAGUGCCUUGGCAGUGGAUCUAGGUGGAACAAAUCUCCGAGUAGCAAUUGUCAGUAUGAAGGGUGAAAUAGUUAAAAAGUAUACCCAGCUCAACCCUAAGACUUAUGAAGACAGACUAGAAUUAAUUCUGAAGAUGUGUGUAGAGGCUGCAUCGGAGGCAGUAAACGUAAACUGCAGAAUUUUGGGAGUGGGUAUUUCCACAGGUGGACGUGUAAAUCCCCGAGAAGGAAUUGUGCUUCACUCCACCAAGCUCAUUCAGGAGUGGAGCUGUGUGGACCUCAGAACCCCAAUAUCUGAUGCUCUGCACUUGCCGGUCUGGGUGGACAACGAUGGAAACUGUGCUGCUUUGGCAGAGAGGAAAUUUGGUCAUGGUAAAGGAAUAGAAAAUUUUGUGACACUCAUCACUGGUACAGGAAUUGGAGGUGGAAUCAUUCAUCAGCACGAGUUGAUCCAUGGCAGUUCUUUCUGCGCUGCUGAACUUGGGCAUAUUGUUGUAUCUUUAGAUGGACCAGAGUGUCUUUGUGGUAGCCAAGGAUGUAUAGAAGCAUAUGCCUCUGGAAUAGCCUUACAGAGAGAAGCUAAGAAACUGCAUGACGAGGAUCUGCUUUUAGUAGAAGGAAUGUCCAUGAAGAAGGAGGAGGUUGUCAGUGCUGCACAUCUCAUUCAAGCAGCUAAACUUGGGAAUGCAAAAGCAGACAGCAUUCUCAGAACAGCUGGGACAGCAUUAGGCCUUGGAGUUGUGAAUAUUCUGCACACCAUGAAUCCCUCUCUCGUGAUCCUGUCUGGAGUUCUAGCCAGCCACUAUGUUAAUGCUGUUAAAGACGUGAUACAUCGACAGGCUUUGUCCUCUGCUAAAACUGUGGAUGUGGUGGUCUCAAAUCUAGCAGAUCCUGCUCUUCUUGGAGCUGCUAGCCUAGUACUGGAUUAUACUACACGUAGAACAUACUAGGUACCAGGAAGAAUUAUAUAAAUGGACUCUUCAAAUUCCAAAUGGGUGGAGGGAAUACUGUACCCAAAAUUUUUUCUUUGACCAGAGCAGCUACUGAAUCAGAGUAGUGUUCCAAAUAGUUAGGGACUACUUUGGCAAUUCCUAAUUGAGGUGGUAUCUUUUCUGUAUUUUUUCUCAGUUUUGUCCAAGUUCAUAGGAACUAAUGUGCAAUUGUGUUGUUUUUAAUCACCUCUCUGGGCAAGCCCAGAUGUUGCUUUAGGUGUAGUUGAAUUAUUUAUGAACAAAUCUUGAUGUACUGUGGGGACCAGAUGUGGGGCGGUAUGUCAAAUUAUAGCUAAUGCUUCAGGUCCUACAUGCUAUUUCUCACCUAUAUGAAAUGAAAUACCUACAAUUUGACUAGCUUUUCCAUUUCCAAGCUUCCACUCACAAGUAAAUAUGUAAUUAGAAAUAGUAGGUAGUAGAUUCAGUGGGUGAAAAGAAGAGAGGUGUUACCUCUACAAACAGAAGGGCUGCAUCUAGAAAUUGUGGUUCACGAAGGACUUGGCAGAGGCAGUUAUUUAUUGCAGCACCUUUAGAGGGCUAAGUCCCAUUUUAGAAUCUUUGCAUAUGAAGGAAAAAGACUGUGAUCUUUUGAGUUUACAGGCUGCCAGAGCUGUCCAAAGAAAAUGAUAAGCAUAGCAGCGAGCAUCUUCAUCAUCUGGCUAUGGCCAUCAGUAAAUUAUUUGAAUGUUAUUGUUCUGGGUUUUCUGGGUUUUGGGUUUUUUUUUCUUUUUUGUUUCUUUUUUUUUUUUGUGGUAAACUGCAUGGGAAGGAUUUUGUUUCUCAAGAGACUUGGUCAACUACAUUUUGUCUCCCACAGCAGAGAGGGUGGCCAGUCAGAAUUCUAUUAAUGCGAUACCGCUGAGCAUAAAGCCUCUACUUUUCAAGAAAUUUCAUCCACUGCAGAGUAACAUAGUGCAUCUCCUCAGCCAUGCUGGUGGAGGUACAUUGUUCUUUGACUUGCACUCACCAUCAGCUCAUGGGAUGGAGAGUCAAAUCUGAGGCCUGAUGCUCACCUUCAAGGCAUUCAGUGGCCAAGGAGCAGAAUAUGUCAUGUAUCAAUAAACACUUGCCUAAGGUGAACCAUGGUUAGUAUGAUACAGUGGAACUUUCUACCAGAAAGGCUUUCUGUGAGGGAGAUAAGACUGUCCGGGAAUCUCAUCAUAGGUUGAAGGCCAUGCAGAGAAGCCCUCUUGACCGUGUAAGGCAAGUUUCUUUGACCACAACUUUGUGACAUAAAUACAGUUCUGUCUUUAUCCAACUGUUCUUUAGCACACUUUCAAGAUACUGUCAGAGUAACCUGAUGACAAUUACUUGCCACAAGGAAGAACUAAAAAACAGAACCACCUAACUGAUCAGCUCUCCCAGACCGAAGACACCUGCCAGGGCAACAGUCAUGAGAUUGUUAUCUGCUUUGCAUUUCAUGAUCUGUUUUAACAACCACUAAUUCAACCACUGCUGUCAGUAUUUCUCAGCAGGUCUGUAUUUCUGCAUAGUAAUAUACUAGUAUGGGGAAUUAGAGGGAUUUUUUCCACAAACGUGACUCAAAGAAUUUUUCAACAGCCAAAAUGAAGCACCCUUUUCCAGUUGCUGCCAUCUGCCACACAAUAACCUUGGAGUGAAUACACAUUAGUAGACUAUAGUGGACCACUUUAUUGACUGCUUCUUGAAAUGAAUCAACAAUGAAAUAAUUACACAAGUAGCCUUCACUUCAUCCUCUCCUGUGCAGGGAAAGCUGAGCAUUUGCAUUUUUUUUUUGUAACUGACUUUAGGACCAACACCAACUCUUCUUCAGUGUCUCCAAGAAAAACUAUACAGCUUGCUCCCGCAAACCUCCUACACCAGUCUUUGUAUAUCUUUCUUAAAACCAGCAAAUAAGGUGCCACUGGCAAAAACGUAUCUUAAAGAUUUGCACUUGACAUAUCCAGUAACUGUUACACCAAAAUGAUAUCUUCAUUACCAGGUCAAGGAGAAAUGCGCUUUGUCCCAGCAUGGCAGCAGCUCAGCUCAGAAGUAACAGUAGUAAGGCUCUGAACAGAAAGGAUCCCUGUCAGUCAUCUGACUUUUGCAUCCACUGGUGUCACAGGGACAGCCUGAGCAGAAGUGGGACCUAGCGUCCACUUUCUAGACCUCCUGAUGCUAUUUUCCAUUAUAACUCUGACUCCAGGCAUGAUUCUGACUAGCAGCUGGGAGGAGGUUGCAGGCAGUAAGGACCCAUGCAAGACUAAGGUGCUUUGGAAAAGUUCAUCCCGAAACACCUUUGAAGUCUUGUCCGUUUAAGAAAAGUGAUCUUAAAAUACUGUCAAAAUUAUUUUUCUGGCAACUGGAUAAGAAAAACCUGCUACAUAAAUGCAAGUGGUGCAGAAUUCCUCACAGUUUUCCCUGAGGAGUUUGUGGGCUUAUACAAUUAAAAGGCAUUCUUUCAUAUUAAA
Struthio camelus australis is the source of this 4681-nucleotide messenger RNA. The record is from RefSeq and is a predicted model, not a curated record. Lineage: Eukaryota; Metazoa; Chordata; Aves; Struthioniformes; Struthionidae.